Messenger RNA from Delphinapterus leucas (beluga whale), 1662 nucleotides. The record is from RefSeq and is a predicted model, not a curated record. Lineage: Eukaryota; Metazoa; Chordata; Mammalia; Artiodactyla; Monodontidae.
UGUCACCGAGUGUCACGCCGCCCUCCCCGCCCCUCCGCCGGGGCUGUGGGAGCGCAGCGGAGCGCGCGGCAGAGGGCCGGGCGCUUGGGGACGCGGGAGUGCGGGGUUCUGGGCUAGCCGCGCGGCACACCGAGCACGCCGGACGCCUGAGCUCGGCGCGGAGCCCGGAGCCCGGAGCCCGGAGCCGGCCGCCACCCGCCUCCUGUGCACUGGGCGGCAGUCCCGGCCGCGGCAGCCCGGCUCCCGGGGAGCGCGCCCCGCCAUGGAGCCUUCGCACAAAGACGCCGAGACGGCGGCAGCGGCGGCGGCGGUGGCUGCGGUGGCGGCGGCGGACCGGGGGACGUCCUCGUCCAGCGGGGUGGUGGUGCAGGUCCGCGAGAAGAAGGGCCCCCUGCGCGCCGCCAUCCCCUACAUGCCCUUCCCCGUGGCCGUCAUCUGUCUCUUCCUCAACACUUUCGUGCCUGGACUGGGGACGUUCGUCUCGGCCUUCACCGUGCUGUGUGGCGCCCGCACUGACCUCCCGGACAGGCACGUGUGCUGCGUCUUCUGGCUGAACAUCGCUGCGGCCCUCAUCCAGAUGCUCACGGCCAUCGUCAUGGUGGGCUGGAUUAUGAGCAUCUUCUGGGGCAUGGACAUGGUCAUCCUCGCCAUUUCCCAAGGCUACAAGGAGCAGGGCAUCCCACAGCAGCUGUGAGCCCGGGCGAGCCACUGAGAAGCCCGGUGUCCCGGAGGGCCACGUCAGGCAGAGGCGGGCACGGGGUCUUCACAUGUUGUCUUCUGCUGCUUCCCGGGUUUGGAGUGGAAAGAGGGGACUUAAAAAUAUUAUUUAUUUUGAAAACGCAUCUGCUUCUCUCAGCAGGCUCUAAGGGCUACCAGCUCCUCCCGCUGCUCCAGAAAGCCCUGUAGUGCAGACACGCAGAGCAUCUGGGUUGGGUGGGGAGUGGGAUGGAGAUGGGAAUGCCUAGAGAGAGGCAGGAGCGCCCCGGCUCGGCCCGCUUCGCGUCACCCACCGCCCACUGCGAGGGCGCGAGGGGCCGCCAGUCCAGGCAGCAGUGGCCCUGUCCAGACGAGCAGGGCUCGUCAAGGGGCAGGACUGCAGUGGACACCUCCUCCGGGUCCCCAGCCCCUGCCAGAUUGGUCUCCUGGGGGCAGCGGGAGUGAGGAUGGACAGACCCCAGCCCAGUGUGGAAAGGCCUGCUGUGCCCUCAGCUGUCAGGGGGACAGAUCUCCGCAGGUGUCUGCUGACCCUAAUCGCAGCCCUCACCUCCUUGCCCCUGAAAUCUCCAGGCCUGGGUGUGUUUGACCUUUGUUUCCCUGGGAAGGAGGGCAGUGUCUCCGUUCCCGGGGCGAAACUGCUGGAAUUGCCCGAUGUUCAUACACUAAUUUACCAACCCAGGUUUGCAUGGGCAGCCUUUCCCGUUAUACUUAACACCAUUUGGGGUCCACACUCCUUUUUCUGAAAUCCUUGGGGCCGAAUGGGUCUCUGACAUGACAAAUUUUGGAUCUGAGGAGGAGAAUAAGAGAUAUUUGCCAUACAUUUCCUUACAGCCCGGCAGAGUCUGGAACAGCUCACCACCAUCAAACACGUGACCAUUUCUGCAAAGAAACAUGUGAAUAGUCAGACUAAUUAGGAUCAAUAAAACUGUAAAUAGCCUUACCUCA